AUGAAGGAUUCAAGCCAAUCUUCUGAUCCCAAUAAAAAUUCUCACCCUGAGACUAAUUAUCGUGGCCCGCAUUCUCAUAUGAUGAGAAUGGACUUCAAGCCUGAGGAUGACAGAUUCCUUAUACCAGCACCAUAUGGGAAUGGAAAUAGAUUGCUGGAGGAGAAUCGCAUCACUUUUUGA
Dovyalis caffra is the source of this 180-nucleotide messenger RNA. Lineage: Eukaryota; Viridiplantae; Streptophyta; Magnoliopsida; Malpighiales; Salicaceae. The record is from the annotation of a GenBank genome assembly.